Solanum dulcamara is the source of this 1592-nucleotide messenger RNA. Its product is annotated as ethylene-responsive transcription factor ERF110-like. Gene Ontology annotation, biological process: regulation of DNA-templated transcription; ethylene-activated signaling pathway. Bases 153 to 1367 code for a protein of 404 amino acids. The record is from RefSeq and is a predicted model, not a curated record. Gene Ontology annotation, molecular function: DNA-binding transcription factor activity; DNA binding. Lineage: Eukaryota; Viridiplantae; Streptophyta; Magnoliopsida; Solanales; Solanaceae. The transcript is spliced from 2 exons.
UGAAACUCAAUUUAUUUUUUCUCUCUCUUUCUCUUUAGGGUGCGGCGAGAUGUUUGAUGCAUCAGACUUAUGUUCAAAUUUGUCAUUUUAUAUUAAAGUAAUUGUUAGUACUAUUAUAUACUAGUAGGUUUUUUUUCCUUUUUGUGUGUUACAUGUGUAUAUUCAAGGUGGCGAAUUAUAGAAAAAAAGGGGAUUAUGAGGCAAUUAGUAUAAGAGAUGAAGAAGAAGAAGAUGGGAUUACUAAUAAUAAUAAUAAUAAUAAUGUAAUGUUUUCUGGGAAUAUUAAUAGAGAAGAAGAGAUGUCUGUGAUGGUUUCUGCAUUGACACGUGUCAUUACUGGUGAAGAUAGAAUAUUAAAUCAAGGAAAUAAUAAUAAUAAUAAUAAUAAUAAUAAUAAUAAUAAUAAUAAUAAUAAUAUUGGUUCUUCUUCUUUGAAUGAAUUUUCUGGAGGUGUUGGAGAAAAAAGAGGACGUGAAGAGCAGCAAUAUUUCUUGUCAAAUAUUAUUAGUUCAUCAUCAGGUAGUGGAGAUUCAAGCAUUAAUAGAACUAUUGCAAGCAAGACAUCAUCAACAGAAGCAACAUUCAUAUACACUAGCACUCCAACAUAUGAGCAUAAUAAUAACACCAAUGUUAUUGAUUAUAAUCAACCAAGAAGAAGAUAUAGAGGAGUUAGACAAAGGCCAUGGGGAAAAUGGGCUGCUGAAAUUAGAGAUCCAUAUAAAGCUGCUAGGGUUUGGCUUGGAACAUUCGAUACUGCUGAAGAUGCUGCUAGAGCUUAUGAUGAAUCUGCUCUUAAAUUUAGGGGUAGCAAAGCCAAACUCAACUUUCCUGAAAAUGUUAGGCUCUUGCCUACUUCUUCAAUCCCACGUCAGAAUGACGUUGAUAAUAUGAGAUUUUCGAUAGAACAACCAUCUCUGACAAGCACAGUUCCCACGAAUAUUACCAUGGAAAGUAAUUUGGGAUUUUUAACAGAAAAACAGUUUCUGACAGGCACAUUUCCCAUGAAUUCCGUGGAAAAUGUACCUGUCUCUAGUAUUAUUUCUCCUAAUACCUCUACAAACACUCUUUCAGCAAUCUCUUUUUUUCCAAAUAGUAAUCCAAUAGUGCACACUCAAUUAUCUAAUAGCAAUUUCUUGAAUGAUGAUUUUCAAAGGGUGCAUUCAUCUUUAAGUUUGUUAAACCAAUCCAAGUUUUCUACUACAUUCCAGUCUUCUUCUUCUUCUCCAUCGUCGUCUUCUUCUUCUCGAGUGCCUUUUGUUCCGAGUAUGUAUUUUCGUGGUUCUCAGCCUACUAGUCAGAGUAGCGAAAGUGAUUUUCGGGCUACUUCGUCGGAUUCAGCUCAUUACCCUUCUUCUUCUUCAAGAUGAUGUAGUAGAAGUGACUAGUUAGGGUUUUAUAUUUAUAACCUCAAUAUGAAUUUUGAAUGAAUUGUGAACCAAAAUGGGUCUGCAUAAUGACCUAUGUAAUGGACAAAGUCCUAGUUUUCUUUUUUGAUGAUUUUGUUGGGUAUCUAUACCUUGAGUGAGAGCUCAUAAAAUAAGAGUUAUUUUUGGAAAUUUCUUGUUUUAACAAGACAAUAUGGGGUGAUGAUG